Alexandromys fortis (reed vole) is the source of this 3152-nucleotide messenger RNA. It is a transcript of the gene Dcaf6, whose product is annotated as DDB1 and CUL4 associated factor 6. Gene Ontology annotation, biological process: positive regulation of transcription by RNA polymerase II. Gene Ontology annotation, molecular function: protein binding. Bases 213 to 2807 code for a protein of 864 amino acids. Gene Ontology annotation, cellular component: cytoplasm; Cul4-RING E3 ubiquitin ligase complex. The transcript has 20 exons. The record is from RefSeq and is a predicted model, not a curated record. Lineage: Eukaryota; Metazoa; Chordata; Mammalia; Rodentia; Cricetidae.
UGAGGCGAGCUGUGGCCCGGGUGCCGCUGGGCUCCGGGGGAGAAGGCGCGGCCGUGGCCGCCGCCGCCGCCAUCUAAGUCGCGGCGCCAGCGAGGCCCGGCGCGCGCAUGGUGCUGGUGCCGCUUGGGUGUUGAUCGGCCUGUCCCCUCCCUCUUUUCCCUUCCCCACCCCCCGCGGUGGUCUCCCCUUUCCACCCCAGCCCCGGCAGAGCCAUGUCUCGGAGUGGCUCCUGCCCGCACCUGUUGUGGGACGUGAGGAAAAGGUCCCUUGGGCUGGAAGACCCGUCCCGGCUGAGGAGCCGCUACCUGGGAAGAAGAGAAUUUAUCCAAAGAUUAAAACUUGAAGCAACCUUAAAUGUGCAUGAUGGCUGUGUUAAUACAAUCUGUUGGAAUGACACUGGAGAAUAUAUUUUAUCUGGAUCUGAUGACACCAAACUUGUAAUUAGUAAUCCAUACAGCAGAAAGGUUUUGACAACAAUCCGUUCUGGGCAUCGAGCAAAUAUAUUUAGUGCAAAGUUUUUGCCGUGCACAGAUGAUAAGCAGAUUGUGUCUUGCUCUGGAGAUGGAGUCAUUUUCUAUACUAAUAUCGAGCAAGAUGUGGAAACAAACAGACAGUGCCAAUUUACGUGCCAUUAUGGAACUACUUAUGAGAUUAUGACUGUACCAAAUGACCCUUACACCUUUCUGUCCUGUGGUGAAGAUGGAACUGUUAGGUGGUUUGACACACGCAUCAAAACUAGUUGCACAAAAGAAGACUGCAAAGAUGAUAUUUUAAUCAACUGCCGGCGUGCGGCCACAUCUGUGGCUAUUUGUCCCCCAGUACCCUAUUACCUUGCUGUGGGUUGUUCUGAUAGCUCAGUACGAAUUUAUGACCGGCGAAUGCUGGGCACAAGAGCUACAGGGAAUUAUGCAGGCCGAGGAACUACUGGAAUGGUUGCUCGCUUUAUCCCUUCUCAUCUUAGUAAUAAAUCCUGCAGAGUAACAUCUCUGUGUUACAGCGAAGAUGGCCAGGAGAUUCUUGUCAGCUAUUCUUCAGAUUACAUCUAUCUUUUUGAUCCCAAAGACGAUACAGCACGAGAACUUAAAACUCCUGCAGAGGAGAGGCGAGAAGAGUUACGACAGCCUCCAGUUAAGCGCUUGAGACUUCGUGGUGAUUGGUCAGAUACUGGUCCCAGAGCAAGGCCAGAGAGUGAACGAGAACGAGAUGGAGAGCAAAGUCCCAACGUGUCACUGAUGCAGAGAAUGUCUGACAUGUUAUCAAGGUGGUUUGAAGAAGCAAGUGAAGUUGCACAAAGCAAUAGAGGAAGGGGAAGACCUCGGCCCAGAGGUGGAACAAAUCAGCCAGAUGCUUCAACUCUUCCUACAGUUCCAUCAAGUCCUAAUUUGGAAGUGGGUGAAACUGCAAUGGAUGUAGAUACCCCAUCUGAGCAACUUCUUCAGCCUUCUACAUCCUCUACAGUGUCAGUUCAGGCUCAGGCCGCAGCAUCUGCCACAGAAAGCCCUCAUUCUCCAGACAGUGAGCAAAGGCAGCCUGUUGAAGCACCUGGACAGCACACCCAUCAUCAGUCUGAUUCUCCUUCUUCUGUGGUUAACAAACAGCUCGGAUCCAUGUCACUUGAUGAGCAACAGGAUAACAAUAAUGAAAGGCUGAGCCCCAAGCCAGGGACAGGUGAACCAGUUUUAAGUUUGCACUACAGCACAGAAGGAACAACUACAAGCACAAUAAAGCUGAACUUUACAGAUGAAUGGAGCAGUACAGCCUCAAGUUCCAGAGGAAAUGGGAACCAUUGCAAAUCUGAGGGUCAGGAGGAACCCUCGGUCCCACAGAGUUCUACUCAAGCCCCUGAAGGAGACAGUGAAACAGGAGCUCCUGAAGAACUAUCAGAGAAAGGAACAUUUUCAGAAAACCUCACUCAAAACCAGAUAGAUAUAGCACAAUCUACUAACCUCCCAGCUGAGCCAUUGGAUCCUAAUUCGGGAGAAAGGAAUGACCCAACUCCCGACAGCCCGUGUGGGGUACCAGAAGUUACUUUGUCUGAAACAGGCAAGGAGGCUUCUGAGCAGACCAGCACUGAGAGUGCUGCCAGUCAGACCAGCUCCAAUCCUGAGCUCCCAUCUCAAACAGAAGCCAUCGAGCCUUUAGCUCACGAAGACACAUCAACCAGGGACUCUGCUCUCCAGGACACAGAUGACAGUGAUGAUGACCCAGUCCUGAUCCCCGGUGCAAGAUAUCGAGCAGGACCUGGUGAUAGACGCUCCGCUGUUGCCCGCAUCCAGGAGUUCUUCAGGAGGAGAAAAGAAAGAAAAGAGAUGGAAGAACUGGAUACUUUGAACAUCAGGAGGCCACUAGUAAAGAUGGUUUAUAAGGGCCAUCGCAACUCCCGGACAAUGAUAAAAGAAGCCAAUUUCUGGGGUGCUAACUUCGUAAUGAGUGGUUCCGACUGUGGCCAUAUCUUCAUCUGGGAUCGGCACACUGCUGAGCACUUGAUGCUUCUGGAAGCGGAUAAUCAUGUGGUCAACUGUCUGCAGCCUCACCCAUUUGACCCAAUUCUAGCCUCAUCUGGUAUAGACUAUGAUAUAAAGAUCUGGUCGCCACUAGAAGAGUCAAGGAUUUUUAAUCGAAAACUUGCUGAUGAAGUUAUAACUCGGAAUGAACUCAUGCUGGAAGAGACUAGAAACACCAUUACCGUCCCAGCCUCUUUCAUGUUGAGAAUGUUGGCGUCGCUGAAUCAUAUACGAGCCGACCGUUUGGAGGGUGACAGAUCCGAAGGUUCGGGUCAGGAGAAUGAAAAUGAGGAUGAAGAAUAAAGGACUCUGUGCAAGCACUUAGAUGUUCUGAAAUUUGUAUACGACAUUUAUUAUAUUUUUUUUUCUUUACAGAACUUUAGUGCAAUUUAAGGCUAUGGUUUUUUGGAGUUCUUCCCCAUUUUUUUGGGAUAACCAAACAUUGGUUUGGAAUGAGUGUGUGCAUGAGUUGGGAGAGUGUGUAAAACAAAACAAGCAAAAUGUUUUUGAAACUUUUGCCGUGUAUGGAGUGCUAGAAAAUGCAAAGUGCAAUACUUCCCUAACCCUCAGAUUGGGAGCUUGGAUCAGUGUUGAAAAGUCAUUUUCAUUGUUGUGAAAACGUUGGUUCAAAUAAAUUUCUACACUUGC